Thlaspi arvense is the source of this 983-nucleotide messenger RNA. NCBI's taxonomy places the organism in Eukaryota, Viridiplantae, Streptophyta, Magnoliopsida, Brassicales, Brassicaceae. The record is from the annotation of a GenBank genome assembly.
CUGGAGCAAAAAUUGAAAAACAGCAAACAUGACGAUAAACGAGAUUACGCUAAUGCACUGCGUGUCGUCUUUAUUAUUCGCCGUCGCCGUCGCCGCCGUUAAUUCAACCUCUCCCCUCGUCGGUGUUCACCCAUUAGAUGAAGAGUAUUUCGACAAAGAUACUGUCAGAUGCAAAGAUGGGUAGUCUAAUCUGACACGUUCCGAGAGAGAAGAAGUCUUCUCAGUGCUUGAGGAUCUGCAGAAAGCAUCCACCUGAGAUUUGGUUCAGCAUUGAGGCUAGAGUAUAGAAUUCAAUGAAUAAUGGAGGCAAAACCUAAUGGUCCCACCUGCAUUUGCUUUGGUUUUGGCUGAUGAUGCUCGUCUUGUUUGGCUUUUCAGCAAUUUUGAUGAAGCCUAAGCUGCAGAAGAGUAAACUGAGCUCAGCUGGAGAAUCCAUGGAAUACAGAUCGAGCAACGGAUGCAAAGAGAACGAGUUCUACGUCGGUAUGUUGGGGCUAAGGAUCACCAGUGAUUCCAAGCAUCAUAUGCUACCAUUCUUGAAGGCCCACAUGGCUGCUUUGAAGAAGAGGGAGAGGAAAAACCGGAAGAAACCCACCUUUCUCAAAGCAGUAGCGAGAGUGAACUGGUUGUGGUUGCAAUCACUCUGUUACUUGAGGGUCUUGAUCGUGGUUUUCAAGUGGUGGAUGACUCUGUUCCAUGUGCUAGGGUUUGGGGUGAAGAUUGGGCAGCUCUUCUGGAGGCUAUGCUGCUGGUUCGUUGAUGGUGGGAUCGAGGACAAGUCUGGUCUCCCUGUUGGCUCUGUCGGUGAUCCGGAGAGGACGAAGAUGAUUACGAUGAAGAAGAAUAAGAUGUGGUUCUGGAACAAGAUCUCCGGCAGCGGGCUCAAGAUCCCGAGUUUCUCUCAUCAGUUUUUUGGCUCCGUUAGGUUCGGCAAGACAUGGUGGAGGAAGCUGGUGGUGGCUUGGGUUGUCUUCUGGGUUUAG